This is a messenger RNA of Taeniopygia guttata (zebra finch), 1239 nucleotides long. NCBI's taxonomy places the organism in Eukaryota, Metazoa, Chordata, Aves, Passeriformes, Estrildidae. The record is from RefSeq and is a predicted model, not a curated record.
AGUAUUAAACCCAUUCGAAAAUGAUGCAUGCGAUGAUAAUCAGAGACUUUUUUUUUUUUUUUUAAUUUAGAGCACUUAAUAUCAUCUAUUUGUACUCUUUACCAAGGUCCCCAGGCUCUCUAAUUCGAGGGAUGGAAGCUUGGUUGUAUUAGUUUGCUGAUAGGAUUUAAGGGGGGAAAUGAGAUGGCAGAAAGAAUCUCAUGGCAGCACAGAGCUCUGACCCCAGCUCGUUCAGUAAACACAGCCCACGGCACUGCGCGCGUCACCGGCGGCCAGGGCCUGCCCCUCGCUCGGGAGGAGCCGCCGCCGCGGCGGCAGCGUGCGAGCAGCCAUGCGCCCGGGGCAGGCGCUUUGCCCGCUGGCCACAACCCUGCUCCAGCCCCAGGGCUCCCCACCGAGCGGAAACACGGCCACGAAGGGGGCGAGCGGCCGGGGCAGAGCCACAGCGGGGAACGGAACGCCGAGCGACCCCUGCCCGGCGCAGUGCCAGGCCCCUCCUCGCCCCCUCCUCUGCCCGGGGGGACGCGGGCACGGCGGGCAGGAAACAUCCCGAGGCUCGUGGGCACCCGCGGGGAUGCGCUUACUUGGUCGGGGUCCAAGGGUGCUGCCGCCAGCCGCGAGAAGAGCGGCAGCGCGGGGCGGAAGCGGACGCGGCUCCGACGGAAGCACCGCAGCGACCGGCGGGACCCCGCUACCCGCCCCGCCCUUACGGCUGGGCCGCGCCCGGCGGCGGCGUCGGGCGGGUGCUGCCCGGCACGGCGCGGUGGACGGCGGCUGCAAUCGCCGGAGAGGCAGCAGCGUGCGCCCGCCGGUCGGCAAGACGCAGGGUUGGGGUGGCCAAAAAGCGUUACCGCUGGACAUGGGCGCACAAAAGAGUGCUCCGUUCUCUGUUCCCGGCCUCCCUCGCCUCUGCUCCUGAUCUCCAGCUGGGAAGAAUGUGUAGCAAUGAGAGCGCCAGAUACCGAGAACAAACGUAUUUGAGAGCCCUGAACAAAACAGGAAAAGGGAGACGUUUAGUCCAAGCCGAGAUUCCAGCUGUAAAAAAUACAUCACCUUCCAGCUUCCAGUUUUGGGCAAGGCAAAACCAUUCUCCUCAUCAUCACAACUCACAGGAAUUGAAAGCUGGGGAGUAACAAGAGGGUGUUGAAGAAGUGAGAUGAUUUGCUCCAGUAGGAGCACAGGAUCUGAGCCCCUUAAGAUUGGAUAAUGAAAAUAAAAUUGCUGUAGGUCUGUGCCUAA